Messenger RNA from Penicillium diatomitis, 1119 nucleotides. Its product is annotated as Peptidyl-prolyl cis-trans isomerase D. Gene Ontology annotation, molecular function: protein binding; peptidyl-prolyl cis-trans isomerase activity. Gene Ontology annotation, biological process: protein peptidyl-prolyl isomerization; protein folding. The transcript is spliced from 5 exons. NCBI's taxonomy places the organism in Eukaryota, Fungi, Ascomycota, Eurotiomycetes, Eurotiales, Aspergillaceae. The coding region runs from base 1 to 1119 and encodes 372 amino acids. The record is from RefSeq and is a predicted model, not a curated record. Gene Ontology annotation, cellular component: intracellular membrane-bounded organelle.
AUGGCCGAAACCAAGCGCCCGCGCGUCUUUUUCGACAUUCAAAUUGGCGAUCAGAAGGUUGGCCGAGUCAAUUUCGAGCUUUUCAGCGAUGUUGUCCCCAAGACCGCCGAGAAUUUCCGCGCUCUCUGCACCGGUGAAAAGGGUGUUGGCAAGCAAGGAAAGCCGCUGACUUACAAAGGCUCGAUCUUCCACCGCGUGAUCAAGCAGUUCAUGAUCCAAGGAGGUGACUUCACCGCGUUCAACGGUACCGGCGGCGAGUCCAUCUACGGCGAGAAGUUCGACGACGAGAACUUCGACCUCAAGCACGAACGCCCUUUCCUCCUUUCCAUGGCCAACUCGGGCCCCGGGACCAACGGCAGCCAAUUCUUUGUGACCACUGUCUCCACCCCCCAUCUGGAUGGCAAGCACGUUGUUUUCGGAGAGGUGCUCAAUGGCAAGAGCAUUAUCCGCAAGAUCGAGAACAUGCCCACUCAGUCCGACAAGCCAAAAGUGGAUGUGACGGUGGUAGACUGUGGUGAGCUGACCGGCGAGGAGUACGACAAUGCCGACAAGCGUGCUCAGGAUUCCACGGGCGACCCUUACGAGGAUUUCCCCGAGGACCACCAGGGUGAAGAAUUGACGGCGACCGCUGUUCUGAAGAUUGCCACCGAGCUCAAGGGCUUCGGUAACACGGCUUUCAAGAAGGGUGAGCUGAACCUGGGCUUGGAGAAGUACCAGAAGGGCCUGCGAUACCUCAACGAGGUGCCCGAGCCAGCCGAGUCUGAUCCCAAGGAGUUGGACGAGCAAAUGAAGGCCCUCCGUUUCACCUUGCACUCAAACUCUUCAUUGCUGGCAAACAAGCUGCAGCAGUACCGACAAGCCCAGCGCUGGGCCUCCUUUGCUCUCGAGGCUGCUCAGGCCGCCAAGGCAAAGGAUGCUGAUCUUGCCAAGGUCUACUUCCGCCGUGCGCUCGCCUACGAGGGACUCAAAGAGGAAGACGAGGCUUUGAAGGAUCUGCAGCAGGCCUCCCAGCUCGCACCCACCGAUGCUGGCAUUACCAACGAGAUUGCGAAGGUCAAGAAGGCGCUGAAAGAGCGUGACGCGAAGGACAAGGCUGCUGCGCGUAAGUUCUUCUCUUAG